CCUUGCACUUCUACCAAGACUAGAGCAGAGCUAAGAAAUCGAGUUCCAAGGCUGCUCUUCUAUGAAGCAGGUCUACUAUCACCUCCAGCUGUGUGGGGCGCUGUAUCUUUAGAAAAGGAACAGUGAUAGGAAACACUUUAUCAAACCUGGACCUGUAAAAAAAAUCUUACCUUGGGAAAAUUCCUCCUCAGCCUUCCUGUAUUUUGAUGCUAUGUGUGAGUCCAGUUCUGAGCUGCUAGUGACACAAAGCAGCACAGUCCAAAAGAAUUUCCUACAGCAGAAAUGUAAAAAACAAGGAGGCUCAAGCUGAGUGAUCUCAGAGGGAUCAGUGACUUGUCAGGUUCUUGCACAUAAAGAUGGAUUAGUCUCCAUGGAAAUCUAAAGUGCUAAAACACCCAACAAGACUGAUGUAAGCUAGCUCUUGUCACUAUGGAGAUAUUACUUCAUGCCAGGUGUUUUCAGCGCCUAGCAAUUCCUGGUCCUGUGAGAAUCAUCUAUAAAGAUUAUAGAACAGUGACCCCUCAGAAUUUUUCCAGCUAUGAGUCCAUGAAACAGGAUUUCAGAUUAGAGGUUCCAGAGUAUUUCAACUUUGCUAAAGAUGUUCUGGACCAAUGGACCAACACGGAAAAGGCUGGAAAAAGACUUUCCAAUCCAGCCUUCUGGUGGAUAAAUGGAAGUGGAGAAGAGGUGAAGUGGAGUUUUGAGGAACUGGGAUCUUUAUCUAGGAAAUUUGCCAACAUACUUACAGAAGCCUGUUCCCUACAAAAGGGAGAUAGAGUAAUUGUGAUUCUGCCCAAGAUCCCAGAGUGGUGGCUUGCAAAUGUGGCCUGCCUGCGAACAGGGACAGUUUUAAUUCCAGGAACCACUCAACUGACCCAGAAAGACAUCCUCUACAGACUACAGUCUUCGAAAGCAAAGUGCAUUAUUACUGAUGAUGUGUUAGCCCCAGCAGUAGAUGUUGUGGCACCUAAAUGUGAAAAUCUCCACUCCAAGCUAAUUGUGUCUCAGCACUCCAGAGAAGGGUGGGGAAACCUCAAGGAGAUGAUGAAAUAUGCCAGUGACAACCACACUUGUGUGAACACAAAACAUAAUGAGAUGAUGGCCAUCUACUUUACUAGUGGGACAACUGGACCGCCUAAGAUGAUUGGACACACCCACAGCAGUUUGGGUUUAGGAUUAUCUGUAAAUGGAAGGUUCUGGCUGGAUUUGAUACCCUCAGAUGUGAUGUGGAAUACUUCAGACACAGGCUGGGCAAAGUCUGCAUGGAGUAGUGUUUUUUCUCCAUGGAUUCAAGGAGCAUGUGUAUUUGCACACUAUUUGCCCCGUUUUGAGCCAACUUCUAUCUUACAGACACUUUCCAAGUUUCCCAUCACAGUCUUCUGUUCUGCGCCAACUGCCUAUCGAAUGCUUAUACAGAAUGAUAUGACCAGCUAUAAGUUCAAAAGUUUAAAGCACUGUGUGAGUGCUGGAGAACCAAUCAACCCUGAAGUAACAGAACAAUGGAGAAAGAGGACAGGCUUAGACAUCUACGAAGGAUACGGACAGACGGAAACGGUGCUAAUCUGUGGAAAUUUCAAGGGAAUGAAAAUGAAGCCUGGCUCAAUGGGAAAGCCUUCUCCUGCUUUUGAUGUGAAGAUUUUAGAUGAAAAUGGCACUGCUCUUCCUCCUGGACAAGAAGGGGAUAUUGGUAUUCAAGUUCUACCUGACCGACCAUUUGGCCUUUUCACUCAUUAUAUAGAUAAUCCCUCAAAAACAGCUUCAACUCUCCGGGGAAAUUUCUACAUCACAGGAGACAGAGGGUAUAUGGAUGAAGAUGGUUAUUUCUGGUUUGUUGCAAGAUCAGAUGAUAUCAUACUAUCCUCUGGUUACCGAAUUGGACCAUUUGAGGUAGAAAGCGCCCUGAUAGAACACCCUUCAGUUGCAGAGUCAGCUGUUGUCAGCAGCCCAGACCCCAUCAGAGGAGAGGUAGUAAAGGCUUUUAUUGUUCUGAACACUGAUUACAAGUCACAUGAUCAGGAACAACUGAAGAAGGAGAUUCAGGAGCAUGUGAAAAAGACUACCGCACCUUACAAAUACCCCAGGAAGGUAGAAUUCAUUGAAGAGCUACCAAAGACUGUGAGUGGGAAGGUAAAAAGAAAUGAACUGAGGAAGAAAGAAUGGAAAACAGUUUAAAUUCUUCCCACUAACUGCCCUAGCAACUAUAAAACAAACUGGUAGAAAUCUGACGGAACAAGCUUGCUUCUAAAUGGAAUUUAAAAUAUUUUGUAGUUUUGACAUCAGAGGAUGGCUUUUGAACUCAAAUUGUGAAUUCUUCGGCAUUAAUGUCACUGUUCUUCUGAACUGCUAACAUAAAGAGAAUCAUCAGUUGCGGAGACACUUUAAAAUGUUUUAGAAGCAGUUUCUGAAGCAAAUCUCUGCCCCACUGGUUUUCAAAACUUACUUGAGCAAUUUCAGUAGGUUGAUAAACAAACCAGAAUCAAUCUUUAAGCCAUGAACAAAAAGGCUAAGUUCCUUGCAAGUUCUUAGAAAGCUAAAAAAUAUCAGUAGGAAGAUUAUUAAUUCUUAGAAUAUUUAUCUAAAAGUUGACUAGGGACUUAUUAGUUAUAUGUUUAUCCAAUUUAUUCAAAUAAUUUAGUUCAAAACUUGUUUCAAGGUCGAACUACAAAAGACAGAGGUCAUGUACUAUUGUUGCUUAUUAAAUAUAGUUUAUAAAAAUA
This is a messenger RNA of Nannospalax galili (Upper Galilee mountains blind mole rat), 2717 nucleotides long. It is a transcript of the gene Acsm3, whose product is annotated as acyl-CoA synthetase medium chain family member 3. Gene Ontology annotation, cellular component: mitochondrial matrix. The transcript is spliced from 16 exons. Gene Ontology annotation, molecular function: fatty acid ligase activity; fatty-acyl-CoA synthase activity. The record is from RefSeq and is a predicted model, not a curated record. Gene Ontology annotation, biological process: fatty acid biosynthetic process; acyl-CoA metabolic process. Bases 430 to 2172 code for a protein of 580 amino acids. NCBI's taxonomy places the organism in Eukaryota, Metazoa, Chordata, Mammalia, Rodentia, Spalacidae.